AUGAUGAUGAAAACAUUUCACCAGAAAAGUCUCAUUAUCCUCCUCACUAUUUUUCUUGUAGCCAUAGUCAUCUUCUUCUGGAUGAAGUCAGAUGUGUAUUCAAUAGGAAAAAGCCAAGAAGCCAAUAUAUCUAUACCAACAGUUAUAAAGGAGGAUGGGAUCAUUGUUCUUGUUUGGCACUGGCCUUUUGGAGAUCAUUUUCCCUUAAACACGUGCCUUGUAGAAUUUGGUAUUUCUGGUUGUCAUCUUACUGUAGAUAGAACCUCCUAUGAUGUGGCUGACGCAGUGGUCAUGCAUCACGUAGAUAUCAUGUACGACAAAAACUCAUUGCCUCAACUACCAAGACCUCAUUUUCAGCAUUGGGUCUGGUUCAACAUGGAACCUCCCCUGAUCAUUAAAAACUUAGAUUUACUUGAUGGCCUUUUUAACAGGACUAUGACAUUUCGUCAGGAUUCAGAUAUUUUUAGGCCUUAUGGUCAGAUGGUGCCUUCAAAAAAGUCUCAGAAAUUUACCUUGCCAACCAAGACCAAACUGGUUGCUUGGGUGCUUAGUAAGUGGUACCCAGGUGUCCGCCGAACAGACUAUUAUGAGGAGCUGAAGAAAUAUCUCCCUAUUGAUAUUUAUGGGGCAAAACAUAAAAAACUGAGCUGGGACGAUUUCCAUUCAACCAUAUCCCAAUAUAAAUUCUACUUGGCCUUUGAGAAUUCAGUCUACAAGGAUUAUAUCACGGAGAAGCUAUGGUCCAAUGCCUUUGGAUCAUGGGCAGUUCCAGUUGUGCUGGGAACAUCUCGGAAGAACUAUGAACGUUUUGUCCCUGGAGAUGCCUUCAUUCAUGUUGAUGAUUUCCCAAGUCCCAAGGAACUGGCCGCUUACCUUCUAGAGUUGGACAAGGAUGAUGAGAAGUAUAGGAAGUAUUUCAACUGGAGAUUUCAUUAUCAAGUCAAAGUAGGGGGUGGGUGGCAACUUAAUUACUGUAGUGUUUGUGAAUCUUUGAAAAAUAGGCCACAUUACCAAGUAAUUCCCAGCAUAUCCAGAUGGUUUCUGAACAAUAGUGCUUAUAUAUCCUGA
This is a messenger RNA of Hyla sarda, 1068 nucleotides long. RefSeq names its product 3-galactosyl-N-acetylglucosaminide 4-alpha-L-fucosyltransferase FUT3-like. NCBI's taxonomy places the organism in Eukaryota, Metazoa, Chordata, Amphibia, Anura, Hylidae. The record is from RefSeq and is a predicted model, not a curated record. Gene Ontology annotation, cellular component: membrane. Gene Ontology annotation, molecular function: alpha-(1->3)-fucosyltransferase activity. Bases 1 to 1068 code for a protein of 355 amino acids. The transcript has a single exon.